AUGUAUAGAUCUCAGCCAUGUCUUCAAGGGUUAUCCCUCAUCUUCUUGGUUCCACUGUUUUUCAAUUUCCAUACCUCAUAUGGUGAUGUUGGCACUGCAGCCCUAUAUUCUCCCCCAUAUCUACCCGCGGCAUGUUAUGGAAGCGAUGCAUCUCAGUUCCCAUCCACCAAAUUCUUCGCGGCAGCUGGUCAUGGAAUAUGGGACGAAAGUGCAGCAUGUGGGAGGAAGUACUCUGUGAGGUGCAUCAGUGAUUCAACACCAGAUGCUUGUAAUCAAAACCAGACAAUUCAGAUCGCAAUUGUUGAUCAUAUUGGUCAAGAAGCUUCUGUCCCGUCAGCUUAUAACACCACCAUGUUUUUGUCUGCGACAGCUUUCAGGACUAUUGCAAAUUCAUCUACUACUUCUUCUCCCUAUAUCAAAAUAGAAUUUCAACAGUAA
Quercus lobata is the source of this 438-nucleotide messenger RNA. Its product is annotated as EG45-like domain containing protein. The transcript has a single exon. Bases 1 to 438 code for a protein of 145 amino acids. The record is from RefSeq and is a predicted model, not a curated record. NCBI's taxonomy places the organism in Eukaryota, Viridiplantae, Streptophyta, Magnoliopsida, Fagales, Fagaceae.